GUGAGAUUUUUUUUUUAACUAUUUAAACUAUACCAAUAGUAUUGAAGCGCUACGCAAAAAAAGAGAAAAAAACAGAAAGAAAACCGCCUUAUAAAUGACAGGGAGUGUGGCAGCAGAAGAAAGGCAUGCUUGCAGCCACUAUCCGACCCCGGCGCUGCUGGAGAGUGCAUGAACACAGCCAGCCGCCGUACCUUCCUCUCUUGUUUCUGCAUCCCGCGGUGCGCAUUUAACUGAGCAACAUCUCUCCCUUUUCGCACUGCUGUUACAACAGGGGCCCUCUGGAAAGGAAAAAAAAAUGACCGAAGCCGAAACCAGGAAUCAACACGCUGACAAGCAGCAAAACGGAGAUGCCAUGGCAGAAACUGCGGAUGAUGUUUUUGACGACACCUAUAAAGAGAAAGAGGGGAAACCGCCGAGGAUGUUUGUGUGGAGAAAUAUCAUACUCAUGUCCCUCCUACAUAUCGCUGCGCUUUAUGGACUGCUUCUCCUUCCCUCCGCAUCGUGUUUAACUCUUGCAUGGACUGCAGUGUGCUACUUAAUCAGUGCUCUCGGUGUGACUGCUGGUGCACAUAGAUUAUGGAGCCACAGAUCCUAUAAGGCUUCUUUUCCCCUGCGAGUCUUCCUCGCUCUCGCCAACUCUAUGGCAUUUCAGAACGACAUAUAUGAGUGGGCGAGGGACCACCGCGUCCACCACAAGUACUCCGAGACAGACGCAGACCCCCACAACGCCACGCGGGGGUUCUUCUUCGCUCACAUCGGCUGGCUGCUGGUUCGCAAACAUCCAGACGUCAUUGAAAAGGGAAAGAAGCUGGAGCUGUCAGACCUGAAGGCAGAUGAAGUGGUUAUGUUCCAGAGACGGCACUACAAGCUCUCUGUGGUGAUCCUUUGCUUCCUUGUACCCAUGUUGGUACCCUGGUACUUCUGGGGUGAAUCCUUAAGUGUGGGAUACUUCGUCCCUGGAGUCCUGAGGUAUGCCGUGGUGCUUAAUGCCACCUGGCUGGUCAACAGCGCUGCACACAUAUGGGGCAACAGGCCGUACGACAAGUCCAUCAACCCGAGAGAAAACCCACUGGUUGCUUUCAGUGCCAUAGGGGAAGGCUUUCACAACUACCAUCACACAUUCCCCUUUGACUACGCCACAAGUGAGUUUGGCUGCAAGCUCAAUCUCACCACGGCCUUUAUAGACCUCAUGUGCUUCAUGGGCUUGGCCAAGGACUGCAAGAGGGUUUCAAAGGAAAUGAUCGUUGCUCGCAUACAGAGAACGGGCGACAACAGCUACAAAAGUGGCUGAGUCACACGGCUCCCCAUCUCUGUAACUGAUAUAAGAUGUCGAACCAAGACAGACCGUAGCAACAGGUAUAGCUGCAUUUCACUGGUGGGGUGGUGAUUACCAUGCUUCUCAUUGUAAGUUAAACCUCUUCUUGAGACUAAUAUUGGCUUUAAAGAGUUCUUGACCUUCCCAUAAAAUGUGUGGGUCUCUUUAAGUUUUGAAGUGUCCUCACUGACUAUUAGCUACAGGUAGCAACUUGGCUACAUGUGCAAGCACAGCUUUUUCACAAAAAAUAUCAAACAGGCACAAGGAAGAAUGAAGCCACUUUAGGACAUUAAAACAAGUCUGUGUGAGCAGUGUGUCAAAGCAGUAAUAAUUCACUGUAAGUUGUAUUUAUUAAUUUGCUAUUUAUUAAUAGUCUUUGGCACUUUGAGAGCUUUAUUGAAGCCCUUAAUAGUGAGGUUUCUCUGCAGACAAGAUUGAAGUUUUUUUUUUUGCCCUAACUUCUGUCAGUAAUGCUUUGUUUCAUUCCGCAAGGAGUGAAGUUAUAUCUUGAUAUUUGUCUGUUUUAAGCUAAGCUUUUCUCUAUUUUUGGUAAGCUAGUAGUCUUACUAAACUAUAGGCUGCUUUGUUUAAGGCCAACAUCAAGAUAACUGAACUGAACGAUCCCCAUUUGUCAUACCUGGGUCAUCCUGGGUGGAUGCAGUUCAAAUACUUGGGGAUACUUUGACACCCAACUGUGCCAGGGGCUCUUAAUGAGGAUUAAAUUCUCUGGUAUGGUGCAAUUUAUACCUCCGGUUGAGAUGUGAAGCCACCUCAGACUUCAUCAUUAACCCUCUUCAUGUAGGUGCCUCUGGACUGAAAGAUAAAAUCAGACUUGUCACUCUUAAACUUGCUUUUGUUUUGUAUUCAUUUGAAAUACAUUCACAAGUUCUCGCUCCCCUCAGAUUAAGGCCAAUGAGGCAUGUGUAGGAGUUGCAUUUACCCUUUUCGUGCUGUGUGAUAUUACUCAAACAUGUCAGGAGUCUUGCCCAAAAUGCCUUAUGAGGGUUGCACACCUGUUUAAAAAAAAAGAAAAAGAAAAAUGUGCAAGUUGUAGAAAUAAAUUAGGGCUUAAAAUUUUCUGUCUAAUCAGUUGUUUGAUGUCUGUCUGCUUUUACGGAACACUUGAAAAAAAACGGAAAUCUCGUAUUUAUAAUAGAAAAAAACAACAACAACAAAUCAUUAACCAAACAAAUCCUUUGCUCUAAAACAAGAUCCAAACUUAACAUUGUAAUAUUUGUCAUGAUUCCUCUUUUACAGAGCAACAAUUUUCUACAGUGUUAAAAAUGGCACAUUUUUUUCAAAGAAUGUUUUUGUAUGUAUCGUAUGUACCGUAAAUAAACCAAAUUUUCUACAUGUGACCAAGUAUGUUUUGCUGUUUUUGUUGGAAUUCUGUAAUACUCCUUAUUCAUAUACUGAAUAAAAAAAACUAUGAUCGCA
Stegastes partitus (bicolor damselfish) is the source of this 2752-nucleotide messenger RNA. RefSeq names its product stearoyl-CoA desaturase b (gene scdb). Gene Ontology annotation, molecular function: palmitoyl-CoA 9-desaturase activity; iron ion binding; stearoyl-CoA 9-desaturase activity. Gene Ontology annotation, biological process: unsaturated fatty acid biosynthetic process; response to fatty acid; monounsaturated fatty acid biosynthetic process. The transcript is spliced from 5 exons. The record is from RefSeq and is a predicted model, not a curated record. The coding region runs from base 296 to 1291 and encodes 331 amino acids. Gene Ontology annotation, cellular component: endoplasmic reticulum membrane. Lineage: Eukaryota; Metazoa; Chordata; Actinopteri; Pomacentridae.